This is a messenger RNA of Mesitornis unicolor (brown roatelo), 558 nucleotides long. Its product is annotated as glutamate receptor ionotropic, delta-2-like. The annotation marks the transcript as partial. The transcript is spliced from 4 exons. The record is from RefSeq and is a predicted model, not a curated record. Lineage: Eukaryota; Metazoa; Chordata; Aves; Mesitornithiformes; Mesitornithidae.
GAAAUAAAUGAUGUGGAUGUGCAGGAGCUGGUGAGAAGGUCAAUUGGAAGGUUAACAAUUAUUCGACAGACAUUUCCAGUCCCCCAAAACAUAAGCCAGCGCUGUUUCCGUGGCAACCACAGAAUAUCUUCAUCACUGUGUGAUCCGAAGGACCCUUUCUCCCAAAGCAUGGAGAUUUCAAACCUGUAUAUAUAUGACACUGUCCUCCUGCUGGCAAAUGCGUUUCAUAAGAAGCUGGAGGACAGGAAGUGGCACAGCAUGGCCAGCCUCACCUGCAUCAGGAAGAACUCUAAACCCUGGCAAGGAGGACGAUCCAUGUUGGAAACCAUCAAGAAGGGUGGAGUGAAUGGCUUGACUGGAGAACUGGAGUUUGCAGAAAAUGGGGGGAAUCCCAAUGUGCAUUUUGAAAUUCUGGGGACAAAUUAUGGAGAAGAUCUUGGCAGAGGCAUCCGCAAGCUUGGCUGCUGGAAUCCCGUCACUGGUCUGAAUGGGUCACUGACAGACAGAAAGUUGGAGAAUAACAUGCGAGGAGUGGUCCUACGUGUGGUGACAGUGUUG